AUGGACUCAAGCACACCUGUUGUUGUCUUUAGUGUGAUUGCCACCAGGUGUGUUGUGAAGCCGGCAGAGUUUGACGUGGCCAGGAACGUUCUAGAUCUGAUCAACGCUCAGACCCUGGCCUGGAUAGGGGUGUACUUCUCUCCUCUCCUCCCUGUCGUUCAGCUCAUCAAACUCUUCCUAAUCUUCCACCUAAAGAAGACCAGUAUAAGGAGCUGCCAUCCUCCCAGCUCCUGGAGUAGGGUGGGUCAGAUGCAGACCCUCUUCAUCUCCCUCCUCUUCCUCCCCUGUUACCUGGGGACUCUGGCCCUGCUGGCAUACACACUCUGGAGUCUCCCUCCCUCUAGUGUGUGUGGUCCGUUCCAGGGCCAGGACUGGGUGAUGCAGACUGUAGAUCAGUGGCUAGCCUCCCUUCAGGCCUCUCAACCCCACUCUGCCUGGCUGGCUUGGAUCAUCAACGUUAUACUACACAGUCAAGUCUUCUACUGCCUCCUAACACUCAUAGUACUGGUGGUGAUGUACUUCCUGUGGCAGGUGACUCAGGGUCGUAAACGUCUCAUCGUGUCUCUACGGGAACAGAUCGUCAACGAGGGGAAGGACAAGGCCUUUCUCCUCAGGAGGUUACAGUGUCUACAGAGACAGGGAGCAGGCAGACCUAGACCACAGGUGCACUUCGAGGAGGAGAGACCGACCAGGCCAGAGUCAGGGCAGCUUAGAGAAGAAGCACGCCCUCCUCCCUCCUUCCAACACCCAUCCCACCCCAUGGAGGCCCCCUCCGUGUUCACUCGGCCUCCCUGGGACAGCUCCCCCAGGCUAGGUAGAGCCCAGCCCCCCAGCCCCCGUGGUGGAGCCAGCCCCAGAGGCAGCCCUGGUCGCCGCCGGAUCCCAGCCAGCAGGCAGGCGUGCUGGGUAGAGGAGGAGCGACCAGCCCCUCCCCUUCCAGAUCCACUGUGGCCAGUCAGGGGUAGAGGAUGGCUUCAGGGAAGGCCCCACGGGGGGCCCAGAUUGGAGCCGCUGCCUGCCCGCGAGGUACCCGUCCUGCCUGGGUCGGUGCCUGAGAGCGCCCCCCCUCCCCCACGGAGACCAGGGUCCAGCAGAGCAGAGGUGAACCAGGGACAACAUCAGUCCUAGCUAGACUCAGAGAGAGGAUAGGAGCCCACAUCAACUGUCGGGCUCAGACAUGGCCUGCUUCCAAAAUGCCACCCUAUUCCUUAGGACUCAGGUCAAAUGUAGUGCACUAUGUAGGGAAUAGGGUGCCAUAGAGCUCUGGUCUAAAGUAGUGCACUAUGUAGGGAAUAGGGUGCCAUAGAG
Molecule: messenger RNA, 1308 nt
Organism: Oncorhynchus mykiss (rainbow trout)
Lineage: Eukaryota; Metazoa; Chordata; Actinopteri; Salmoniformes; Salmonidae
Source: RefSeq, a predicted model, not a curated record